Lonchura striata (white-rumped munia) is the source of this 1879-nucleotide messenger RNA. It is a transcript of the gene MRPS35, whose product is annotated as mitochondrial ribosomal protein S35. Gene Ontology annotation, biological process: mitochondrial translation. NCBI's taxonomy places the organism in Eukaryota, Metazoa, Chordata, Aves, Passeriformes, Estrildidae. The record is from RefSeq and is a predicted model, not a curated record. Gene Ontology annotation, cellular component: mitochondrial small ribosomal subunit. Gene Ontology annotation, molecular function: structural constituent of ribosome.
AUGGCGGCGCGGGCCGGGCGGUGCUGCCGGGCCGGGCUGAGCCGCGGGGCUCUGCUGUCCCGGGCCCUGCUGUCCCGGGCCGGCGGGGCCCCGGCCGCACCUCGCUGGGGACGCGCCGCUUUUUCGUCUGCGCCCGCGGUGAGCGGCAGGGAAGGGCCGCAGGCUCGGGAAGAUUCAGUAAGGAGAAGAGGCAGGACACCACAGUUUGCAAGAUCAGCUGCACCCCCCAGGACGGAGAGGAUGGCUGUGGAUCAGGACUGGAGCAGUGUGUACCCAACAGCAGCUGCCUUCAAACCUGCCUCUGUGCCUCUCCCAAUCCGAAUGGGUUACCCAGUGAAGAGAGGAGUGCCUCCACCAAAAGAAGGCAACCUAGAACUUAUCAAGAUCCCAAAUUUUUUGCAUCUUACUCCUCCUGCAAUUAAGAAGCACUGUGCAGCUCUUAAAGAUUUCUGCACUGAAUGGCCAAGUGCUCUGGACAGUGAUGAGAAAUGUGAACAGCAUUUUCCCAUUGAAGUUGAAACAGUAGAUUAUGUUUCUUCAGGGACUUCUAUUCGGAAUCCCAAAGCAAGAGUGGUGACCUUAAGAGUUAAACUUUCUAACCUGAAUUUGGAUGACCAUGCAAAGAAGAAGCUCAUUAAGCUUGUGGGAGAUCGGUACUGUCAGGAGACAGAUGUGCUCACAAUUACAACAGAUAGGUGUCCCCUGAGAAGACAGAACUACGAUUAUGGUAUGCACCUGCUCACAGUUCUGUACCACGAAUCCUGGAAAACUGAGAAGUGGGAGAGCGAGAAGUCUGAGGAAGACAUGGAAGAGUAUAUCUGGGAAAACAGUCGUUCUCAGAAAAAUGCCUUGGACACACUGCUCCGAAUAAAAGCCUCAGAGAAUGUCAGUAAUGUCACUAAAGAGGAGCUGCUGGCAUCUGAAGUGGUUAAGAAUUACCGAAACUCAGUCAUUGCGCUUAAAAAUGAAGGUGAAACAGAAAGUAACAUGUCUCAGUACAAGGAAUCUGUGAAGAAACUACUGAAUAUACAAGCAUGAGAAGACCUGAUCUGCAGGUACACCUGAUCAUUGCAGAGGUGUUAAACUACUGUGUUAGUAUUUCUAGUGAUAUGGAUAUACAACUAUUAAGAACUUGAACAAAAAAAUGAAACUUGACUAUGAGUGGACAAAUGAAACUUGUCCAUGAAUCUUGCCCUUUGAAUAAAGUAUGUUUGGAUUCAUACUGGUAACUGGAAUGUUUUAUUCUGUGUUUUGUUACCAUGAUCAGUUCGGUCCUCUGCUUAAUCAUAUUCUGAUUUCUAACACUUCUUUGGGCAUUUAACCUAGAGCAACAGUGUCAAAACUAAUGAAAUGAGUUCAUACUUCCAGUUCCAUUAAUUGAAAGUCUGAAAAUUAGAAGCUCUAAAUGCUUUUCAGAUGCCAUUCAGAUUUUUGCCUGUGUGUAAAAUUAGGAUAAUAUUGCCUAAGAGUCUGACUAGGAGAGGUGUUGGAGCACUCUGGACAGUUCAGGUUCUCAGUUGGUAUUCUGAGGGAAAACAAAUAUCCUGUGUAAAAGCACCUGUCUCUAAAAUAAUGGAGUAAAAUAAGGUGGAAAAUGGGAUGGUAAUGGGAAAGAGCCAGCAGUUGUUGAGAAGAUCCCAGAGUAUCUGGCAUAGGAAGAAUGAUGAGAGUUGGUGAAGUGGGUUUGUAAGUAAAUAGGAAUAGAUUGAGCCUUGUUACCCUCAGGCCCGCUGACUUGUCUCUUGAAUGUACCCAGGCUUUUCAAGGAAAGAAAAAAGUUUGUAGUAGCAUCCUGCGUAGCACAGAGGAAGAAUUAUAUGGAUGUUUAUCUUAUAUUUGAUAUUUUGUAAUUGAAAUAAAUGUAUUUAAAACUCUAGAA